Messenger RNA from Meloidogyne enterolobii, 4188 nucleotides. Lineage: Eukaryota; Metazoa; Nematoda; Chromadorea; Rhabditida; Meloidogynidae. The record is from the annotation of a GenBank genome assembly.
UUUAUAAAUUUUUUCUAUUUUAUGGCUAUUUGCGAUAUUCUCCUCUUUUUUAUGGGUUUUAUUCAAAUGAUCAAUUCAUAUCUGAAAAAAUUCGUUAUCCGUUGCCGUUGGCUUAUCUUUUGUCAAUUCUUUUUGAUAGCAAAAAAUGCAAGGAUCAGCAAGUUGUCAGGCACUAAAGCAGAGCAAUACGUAUUUAAUUGGAAACUUUUUACUGGUUGGGAUUAUUCCAUUGGCUCGGCUGAAACGGCACAGAACACUGCAAUGGCGGUAGUUAUUAAACUUCGUGAGGCUAUCAAUGAGUGUCAUAGUUAUGCCGGACGUGCAUGUAUUCCUUCACGUUGGGCAAUCCGAAUUGUGACCAAUACAGUGAUUAUCGGAAUGAUUGCUCUUUCAGUCUAUUGCAUUCAAGCAGCAAUGCGUUCUUCAGAAACCGUAGAAAAGUCAUCUGGCAGUUUAUUCACUAAAAAUCAGGUUACAAUUAAAAAUAAUUAUUUUCUAAUUAAUCCUCAGGUUCCGUUACUAAUGUCUACAAUUACACACAUCUUUCCUAUGAUAUUUGAUCUCAUAGGAAGGGGUGAAAGACAUCACGCAAGAACUGCAUUGCGUCUACAUCUAAUCAGAAUAUCAGCGCUUUAUAUAAUUAAUUAUGUGACUUUGAUGCUUUCUUUAUUCGAAAAACUUGACAACAUUAGAGACAUAUCUCGUGUAACUGCAGCCACUUUACUUGAUGAUUCUGCCGAAAAUACAGCAGAUUAUGAUAGAUGGAAUUCUAAUUCAAAUCAACAAACACAACAAUUUUAUAGUAGAAACUUUUCUUCUCCAAAUCAAUUGAAACAAUUUUUUAUGGAUGCUUUUAAUUUUGUGACAAGGCAACACGGACGUCGACAAGCAGAGAAUGGAGGUGAAGAAAUAGGAAAACUUAAUGUUGAUGGUUUGUACUUUAAUUAUAUUUUUAAAUUGGGAUUUUGUCUGGCAGGAACUUCUGUUACUGUUCGUGCUCAAUUUGGCCCUGUUGGUGUAAAUAAUCCAACGGUUUUAUUGCGAAAUUAUACACAACAUCCAGUGAUUGAAUCAGAUUCUUUUGAGACAAGAAAGAUUGGACCAACACCUUUACCUUUGUUCACUCCACCGCCAAUUCCACCAACAACACGCACACCAACAUUUCGAGAACAAAAUUUUGGCCCUAACUGGAAAAACUUGGAUACAAAAUCUGAUAAAGAACGACGGAAUGAUGAAAGGGAUCACCAAUUAUCAACAACUCCAAUUUUGGCUUCAACAGUGCCUAACAUUACUGUUAAAAGGCCGAUUGAUGGACUUCCAUUUGCAAAAAUUGAAAAAAUGCCGACAUUGCCAAUGGGGAAUGGUGGAGAGGAAAGGUCUACCUUUAGAGGAAAUGGUCGUUUAACCUCUGUUGAUGUUACUUCUCGUAAUCACAAUCAGCAGAGACUGUCAGAGAUCGUUGAGCCAGAAGCAACAACUUCUACAGCUAUACAAACAGCUACAAUUCAAUCUACUGAUUGGACAAACGAUGAUGAUGAUAUUGAGAAUAAUGUUCAUUAUAACGAAGAAAUAUGUUGGGAAACUAUGCUUGGACAAGAAAUUGUUAAAUUAGUUACAAUGGACCUUUACAUCACAAUUAUAUCAAUUUUCUUAAUUGAUUUUGUUCGUGGUAUUUGGAUUCGUUAUUGUUCCUCUUGGUGGUGUUGGGAUAUUGAAACAACUUUUCCAGAAUAUGGAGAAUUUAAAGUAGCCGAAAAUGUCCUUCAUAUCUGUAAUAAUCAGGGAAUGGUUUGGCUUGGCCUUUUCUUUACACCUUUAUUGCCAGCUAUUAAUAGCUUUAAGCUUAUCUGUUUAAUGUAUAUUCGAGGUUGGGCAUGUACAACUUGUAAUGUUCCAGCAAGAGAAAUUUUUCGUGCUUCUAGAUCAUCCAGUUUCUUCCUUUAUAUUCUUUUGAGUGCUCUUCUUCUUUGUAUAGUUCCAGUUGGUUAUGUAAUAACCGUAAAAAGACCAUCAAUUCUUUGUGGUCCAUUCGCUGGUCAAUCUCAUUUUUAUGCAAUUGUCACUGAUUUAAUCAAAGGACAUGUUAAUAGGAAGGUUCUUCGUUGGGUGCGUUAUUUGACUUCGCCUGGUGUGAUAUUCCCAUUUAUUUUGUUGCUUGUCUUGUUUAUUUUCUUCCUUUUUUCAUUGGUUCGUGGACUUCGAAAAGCGAACAGUGAUUUACAAAAUCAACUUAUUCAUGAAAGAACUGAAGAAAAACGAAAAAUUUUUGAAUUGGCUGGCGGUGGUACGCGCAAGAAAGGGCCAAGUUCUUUUGGUGCAUCAACUGUACGUGCAGCAGCAAAUUUAUUACAACCACACAAAAGUGGAAGUCAGCGAAAAAUGAUUGCCGGUCAGCAUUUGCCGGAGGUAGAAAAGAAACGUCGUGAGCCUUGGCGUAUUUUUAGAAGGGAAUCAAAUAGUAAAGACAAUCAUACUACUUUAUCUUUUUGCCCAUCUGAUGAACCACCUAGUUCGUUAAAUUCUCCAAUUUCAAUUGAAGCGCCAGUGUUGGAAUCAUUAGCAAAAAAUCAGGCAACACUAACUCAAAAUGAUAAAAAGCAACAACAUCCUUCAAUAAUUCCUUUAAAUGCGACAAAUGGUAGAAUUAGACCUUCAAUUAGUUCUGUUGAAAAAUUUGAUCGUCAUAGUAUUCACUCGUCUUCUGAUACACUAAAACAUGCUUCUCCUAAAAAGUUGCAAAAUCAACAACCUAGUACUGCAGCAAUUACUCAAAAUAGAAAAAACGGCGAUGGUUUACCUAGGAGAUUUAGUGGAGGAGAUGGCUAUGAUAUUUCAGAAGGCACACCUGAGACUGUUCGAAAGUUGAUUGCACAACAUCAAAAUUCUCAGCAGCAACAACAAAAGCAACUAAAUAUUCCAUUGUUUCCAAUAGACUUGCCAUCUAUAAGAGAAGAUAUUUCAAGCAUUAAAGAACCUUCCUGCAGUGUUGUGACUUGUAAAGAUGAAAUAGAUAAAAAGAAGCCAGAAGUGACGAAAGUUGAAGUAAAAUCCCCAAAAGCUACAGCAAAAUCAUCUUCAAAUUUGAAACGUCAUAAAAUAAUUCCUAACAAGCUUAAUUUAACACAAUGUUUGAAUCGACAAACUUCAAUAACCUCUCCUGUUGAUGCUGAUGUUGUUUCCUCAAAAAAUAACAUUACUAAACCAAAUGAAGAUUAUUCGGUUGUUUUGAGUGAUGAGGUUUCUGAUACAUACGAUUUCAUCAAUGCAGGCAUUCCCUCUGGAGAGGCGCCUCAUCGAAUUUCAUUAUAUUCGCGUGAGCCGCGAAGAAUUGGUGCUGGUGAUGGGACAACACAUCAAAUAUCUGAUAGAAAACAACUUCCAAUUCAUUCCUUACAAACAGGAAAAAAUAUUAAGGAAAAGCAAACACCAAAACAACAAAAACAAACAACAGCAAAGCAAUCACAUUCACCACCAGAUUCUAAACCGAGAAGAUUAUCUAUGAAGUCACACACAUCCAGUGAAUCCAAUGUUCUUCCUGCUGGGAUGAGCAGUCAAUUUGCAUCCCCAGAUGAGAUAAAAAACCAACAACGGACACAAUUAUUACGUCCAACAAGCAUUGGACCUCUUUCAAAAAUUAGGCAUAUAGAGAGAGGAGGAGAGAUUAAUAAAAACAUUCCUACACCAUCAACUUCAUCACUUCAAUCUACAUCAUUAUCGUUGAAACAACAACCAGUUGAAAGGCAGAAUCGUGCUAAAUCACCUUCAAAAAUGAUCAAAUCAAUUCAUUCUGGUGAAUUGCCAAGUUAUCGACAAUCUAGACAAAUGUCGCCACCACGUCGUUUUCGAAUUACAGUUUCACCAACACGGCAAAUGACAAUUAUAAAUCAAGAAGUUGAAAUGAUAGAAGAAUCACAUCCGACUUUGGAAGAGUCACAGAAAAAGUCUCCAAGACGUACAGUGAUCAAACAACAAGUAUUUACUGGAUCUACUUCAACUUUUGGAGACCCCGUUUCCGGUUUGGGAGAAGAAAGGGGCUCCUCAUUGACCGCGGCUUGUCGUCGUAUGAAUCAAAAACAACAAUUGGGAGGCCAACAAAAUUUAGCCCCUCGAAUAGAAUUUGGCGAUGAUGAUUCCCCACGUGUUGAACAAUUUCCCUCAUUUUUGAAGCAAAAUUUACCCAAAUAUUAA